GGAGCCGCCCGCUGCUCGCCACAAACCAUCCCUUCCCCACCUCCUAUACUCCCCUCCCCAUGCCCUGCUGAAUAUCCUGCCGCCCCUGCUGAGCCUCGCCACCCUACCCACCACGCCCGCACACCACGCCCACAUCAGGUUGCCAUGGACAGCUCGACUAGUGAGACUGAGGUGGUGAAUGGAAAACUUGAGAAAGUGCUUGUGGUGAAGGAAGAAGAGGAAGAGAGAACUGACAAAGUGAGGAAUGGCAAGCUGAUAAAGAACGGAGAGGAAGAGAAGGGCGAGGUGAAGGACAACGAGGAUGCAUCGGUGGAGAAAAAUGAUGAUGAUGGUAGUAAUGAUAACGAAGAAGAGGGGUGAAGGGCAACCAAGAAGAGGGCAACAAAGAGGAAGAGAAUGGUCAUGAUGAGGAAAACGAUGAUGAUGAUGACGAUGAUGAAGAAGAAGAGGAGACGGUGAUGGACAACCAAGAAGAGGACGAGGAAGACGAAGAGGAGGAGAAUUUAAAGGAGCUGGUGCUUGAUCUUGUGUUUCUUCGAGACCACUUCCUUCCGGGCGCUGAGGGGGAAGUACCGCUGGCGUCGUAUGUGAAAGGAUAUGUAGAGCUGAACAAGUUUAUCAAGAUGCUGGGAUUGGCCUACCACUUUGUUGCCUACGACGUAAAGAUGAAGUUGGCGACGUUACAGAAGAAGAUGGCGGGAGCGAACGGUCAGUAUUACAUGGACAUGAAGACAAUGAUUAAGUAUGAGACGGAGAAUGACCUUAUCGAGCAUCAGAAAUCCAUGUCUGGCACCGAAGCGCUCCUCAUGUUGCACCGUGGCCUAGAGUUUGCACGUGACUUCAUGCUGGAGUUAUUGAAGGACGAGGAGUCAGAGCUGGGUGAAGUGGCCUCCAGGAUUUACUUGUCCACUACGGGAAAGUACCACCCGCCCCUACUGAGGACACCCUUCUCUCUCGUACUGAAGCUGCUCCCCUGCCGAUCUAAAAUUAGGAGAAAGGUAGCAAAGGAGAAUGAGGAGGUGGAGGAGACCCUGAAGAAACUGCUACCUGAAGCCAUUAGUUCAGUGACAGAGACUUACAACGCGUGUCAGAAGAUGUUUAAAGACCACGACCUGCUCACCUUUAAAUGAAAGACCCUCUCUGCUGGGACCUGCUGGGGAAGGAAGUAUAAAAAUGAGGAAUUGAAUAUAAGGAACCAGGGCUGUGACAUUCUGAAGGAGUAGAAGAAGGAAGAGGAAGAUUUGUAAAGAUGACCAAAAUAGAUCUGUGUUAAAAGAGAUAAUUAGCCAAAUGGGAGGGAAAUAAAAUAAAAUUAGGAAAUAUAAGAAGGUAGAGGGGAAAUUGUGUUUGGUUAAGAUAAUAUGCUGAUAAGAGAUGGAAGAUAAUGGAUAAGUGAUAAAUUGUUAAAUAGAAAAGAAGAGAAUUUGCCAGAUGGAAAGGAAUAUAGAAGAAAGUAAGGAAAUAUAUAGGAAGUUAAAGGGGAAAAUAAGCUGAGUUAAGAUAUUAUGCUAAUAACAAAUGAAAGAUAAUGGAUAACAUAGAUUGUGGUAGAGAGAAAGGAAGAGAGUUUGCCAGAUGAAAGGGAGAUAAAAGAAAAUUUAGAAAUAUAAGAAGGAAGAGGAGAAAUUGAGUUGGUUUAAGAUAAUAUGCUAAUGACAUGAAAGAUAAUGGAUAACUGAGAGAUUGUGUUAGAGAGAAAGGAAGAUAGUUUACUAGAUGGAAGGAAAUAAUAAUAGAAAAUUCAGAAAUACAAGAAGAAAGAGGAGAAAUUGAGUUGGGUGAAGAUAUGUUAAUGAUAAAUGGAAGAUAAGAUAUGAUAUAUUUACAUGUUCAAAAUGAUCUGUGAAUUAUGGUAAAUAUUAAUGAUGUCACUGUUGUAGAUGGUAUUUGUACUCAUAAUUGUAAAUGUACGGAAUUUAUAUGAUAUCUAUUUUUUGUAUGAGAGAGAGAGAGAUAGAUGCCUGUGUGUGUGUGACUGUGUGUCUUCAAUCAAGCGUGAAGUAUUCUCAAAGAUGCCACUUAUUAAUCUACUUUUUAAGCCUGAAUUACACUGAACAGUAUGGAUAGUAGCAUAUAUGGUUUACUAUUCACUCAACUGGUACCUGGUUUUGUAAUGUACUGUAAUGAUUAGUUCCUAAUCUGGUUUGGGUCGCCAUGAAUAAAUCUUGCCAUUUUA
Molecule: messenger RNA, 2176 nt
Organism: Portunus trituberculatus (swimming crab)
Lineage: Eukaryota; Metazoa; Arthropoda; Malacostraca; Decapoda; Portunidae
Product: ceramide-1-phosphate transfer protein-like
Exons: 6
Coding region: 459-1130 (223 amino acids)
Biological process (GO): intermembrane lipid transfer; ceramide transport
Cellular component (GO): membrane; cytosol; cytoplasm
Molecular function (GO): ceramide 1-phosphate binding; ceramide 1-phosphate transfer activity
Source: RefSeq, a predicted model, not a curated record